CAAAGGUGUCGGCAAGACAUGCCUUAUGAAGCGAUUUACUCAAGGAAAAUUUUCUGAAAAUGCUCAGCCAACUGUUGAAGUUGAAGUAGCAACCGCUUAUGUUCAAGUGCAAGGAUUCCAUGUUAAGCUAGAAAUCUAUGACACCCUCGGGCAAGAAAGAUUCGGCAAGCUUCCAAAUAUUUUGUAUCGAAACACAGAUGGCAUUAUAUUGGUUUGCGAUUUGACCAACGCAAAAUCUUUCUUAGGCUUGGAUAGCUGGUUGGCAGAUGUCAAAAACUAUUGUGAUGAUGAUGUGCCAGUUAUUAUCGCCGGUAACAAGAUGGAUGAAGCAAAUAAGAGGGCAGUCACUCAGAAAAUGAUUAGAGAUUUUGCAAACGAAGAAAAAUAUCAGUUCUUAGAAACAAGUGCUAAAGACAACAUCAAUGUCGAACUGGUUUUCUUUAGCCUUCUGAAGGAGGUUUUGCAGAAAAAAAACCUAAUUCCUCCAGGUCCUGUUGCUGAAAUGCGCGUUGUUCCUAAAAAGGCCAUCCAAAAUUCGGAAUCCCGUUUACCUGAGAAACUUCCAGCAGAGAAGGUAGACAUUAUUUCCUUGAAGUUACACAAUUUCAAAGAAUCGACUCGAACUGAAGUGAAAAGCAGUGCUGCCCAAACUGGGGAAGAAAGGCGCCCAUGCUCGUGUUAAGAAAAAGAAAUGUUCUUCUUUUAACAAGACUGUUUUUGUGCUUCACAAGUAAACUAUCUACUACCAACAACUACUAGAUUUUUAUUAAUUAUAUUAAUUUGCUAAAUUUUUGUAAGUGCUUUAUUUUCAUUGAAUAAAUUUUGAUUUUAUAGGUG
Stegodyphus dumicola is the source of this 837-nucleotide messenger RNA. RefSeq names its product ras-related protein Rab-30-like. Gene Ontology annotation, molecular function: GTPase activity; GTP binding. The record is from RefSeq and is a predicted model, not a curated record. NCBI's taxonomy places the organism in Eukaryota, Metazoa, Arthropoda, Arachnida, Araneae, Eresidae.